UAGUUCAAGAAUAAAUAUAUAUAAAAAUUACACACUCCUAUGUAUAGACACAAACCGGAAUUCUACAUAUUGGCCCGGUUUUGCUUCCACAGAGAAUCCUACUCUGCAACUUUCGCUCUCUCGCCGUCCCUCCCGCCGUCCCUCCCUCCCUCCCUCACUCCCUCAAGACGUUUAUUCUAUGUGUAAAACCAGAAACGUUUAUGGUCCUAGGGUUUAUAGUAUCUCUUACCCUUCUUCUCGUGUCGUAGCUGAUCAAACCCUCGUAAUCUAUUCAAUCUCUCUCUGUGUCUGAAGCUCCAUUCUCUGCGAUUCGUCACUUGUCCUGGUAUGAUUCGCCGUUUUCUCGAGCACUGGUUCUAGGGAUUUGUGAAGUGUACUAAUGCAAUUCAUCAAUUCUUUUUAAAUACAUCUCAUUCUCAUAUCUGGCCUCUUCUCUGCAUUUGUUUUGUUGUUCCUUUACAAUUGAACUUUGUCUUACAUAAUUUUUAGGGUCUAAAGAUCGAUGCUUUGAUCAGUAGGGAUUCAGUACGAUUAAAUUAGGGGACUUUCGGUGCUUUUUCUUUUUUAUUUUUGGUUGGGGUGUGGGUGGUUAGAGGCAUUGUUCAGGUGGGAUGAAUAGCGUCUUCAGUGAACAGAUACUUGCAGACAAGCUUUCCAAGCUCAACAGCACUCAACAGUGUAUUGAAACUCAUCUGCGAUCACGUUUCUCUGAGAUGCUUCAGAUAUUUGUUUUGCGAUUGGUGAAGCCAUCAACUCAUUGAAAUUUUAUUAGCUAAUAGGGAUUAUGCUAAGGCCUCCAGGACAUGUUCAUUUUCAAACUUUGUCUCAUUGGUGCAUUUUUCAUCGGAGCAAAGCGGAACUGGUUGUUGCAACAUGGGAUAAACAGUUCCAUAGUUCGCAGAUGCUUCAAAAAGUUCCCCUUCUGUAUCUUGCAAAUGACAUCCUUCAGAAUAGCAAGCGCAAAGGAAACGAAUUCGUUUCUGAAUUUUGGAAGGUUCUUCCUGCAGCACUUAAAGAUGUUGUUGAGAAAGGCGAUGAACAUGGAAAGAAUGCGGUCUCCAGAUUGGUUGAUAUAUGGGAAGAGAGGAGAGUAUUUGGGUCCCGUGCACGGAGCCUUAAAGAUGUAAUGCUUGCAGAAGAUUUGCCUCCACCCUUGGAGUUCAGCAAAAAACGUUCUCGUUCUGUCAAAAUAACAAAAAGGGAUUCACGCUCCAUAAGGACGAAAUUGACAAUUGGAGGGGCAGCAGAGAAGAUAGUCUCUGCAUUUCACUUUGUGCUCGGUGAACAACUUAGUGAAGAUGAACAGAUGAGUAAAUGCAUGUCAGCUGUUCACCACAUUAGGAAGAUGGAGAAAGAUGUUGAUCUGGCCUGUAGCAAAGCAAAGGAUCCAAAGCGAAAAACUCUGUCCAAAGAAAUAGAGGAGGAAGAAAAUCUUAUGAAACAGUGUAUUGAGAAACUUAAAGUAGUUGAAGCAAAUAGAGUGGCCCUUGUAUCUCAGUUACGAGAAGCCCUACAUGAACAGGAGUCCGAGCUGGAGAAUGUUCGCACACAGAUGCAGGUAGCACAGGCGCAGGCAGAGGAAGCCAACAACAUGCGGAAGCAGCUUGAUGAUGAAAAUUAUGUUGGGGUUUUAAAACCAUUAACUACAACCCCACCAUUAACAGAUGCAAGCGCAAAAGCAGAACAAGCACCAAAGAAGACAGCUGCUGCCAUUGCUGCCGAGGUUGCUGAUAGGCUUGCAGCUUCUAGUUCCUCUCAAUAUAUCAUGUCUUCUGUUCUCUCUACAUUUGCAGCCGAGGAGGCAAAAAGUGCAGGGUUGACGAAGGCCUCCACAGUGUCCAAUUCUUUCACAUCAAUGCCCAUCAAUUUGGUUACCAAUUCAAUGCGGAAAGCAGAACAACCCAAUUCCAUUUCAGAUCCCAGUGCUUUUAUGUCAGGACAGGUACUUGCUGCUCCACCAAGCAAUCCGUAUCAAUCAGUUUUGGUGCCGCAACCAACCAUGCAGACUCAGACCCCCACCUCUCAAGCCCAAUACCAUAUACUUCCUAACCCCCAGUCUCAGCAGUAUUUGCAACCGUCAGGGGCAAUAAUGAGUUCAUAUGGUUAUGGUAGCAUUACACCCUUGCCUCCAGGACCACCCCCGCCCCAACUCCAACCCCAAAUGUUGAGUCCUCUAGUGCCUUUGAACCAGCAAUCGUUGCAGGUAACUCAGCCGCUAAAUUUAGUUCAUCAACCAUCAGCAUUAACGCAGCAGCAACCAAUACUGUUACCUCAUCAACCACCAGCACCUCCUAGUUUUCGACCUGUUGGCCCUGUUCAACCACCUGGUAUGGUGUACUAUUCUCAUCCUCAUCAUACUCAGUGACAAUUAUAUAGACAUUCCAAUCAGUGCGACAGUGUUGUUUGCAGAAGCAUUUUCUGGACAAUUUUGAAAAUUUGUCUGUGCAAAUUGGGGUUGCUUUUGAUGAUAGAUAUAAAGAGAGGUCCGACAAUAAUUAUAAAGUUAUAUGCAUUUAGAUAGCAAUAGAUACUGCAGAUGAAGAGUAGUGGCCUUUCCCAUUACCAGGCUGUGUUAGAAUUAGGGUUGGGCAAUCUUAGUGUCCCAUCUUUUGUUCAUUUUUAUGGUCUUCAUUCUUCUUCUUCUUUCUUUUUUUUCUUUUUUUUUUUUUAUACUUGUAAAAUGAUGAUUUAGAGGCAGAACAAUUUUGUAUUGCAAAUCAAACUAGAUAAAGGCAUUUCCUUUUUAUUUGAAGACUUUGUUGUGUCU
Messenger RNA from Cornus florida, 2767 nucleotides. RefSeq lists its product as uncharacterized. The transcript is spliced from 8 exons. Gene Ontology annotation, biological process: mRNA 3'-end processing. Gene Ontology annotation, cellular component: RNA polymerase II, holoenzyme. The record is from RefSeq and is a predicted model, not a curated record. NCBI's taxonomy places the organism in Eukaryota, Viridiplantae, Streptophyta, Magnoliopsida, Cornales, Cornaceae. The coding region runs from base 785 to 2365 and encodes 526 amino acids. Gene Ontology annotation, molecular function: RNA polymerase II complex binding.